Messenger RNA from Balaenoptera musculus (blue whale), 1216 nucleotides. RefSeq names its product aurora kinase B-like. Gene Ontology annotation, cellular component: chromosome passenger complex; spindle midzone; spindle pole centrosome. NCBI's taxonomy places the organism in Eukaryota, Metazoa, Chordata, Mammalia, Artiodactyla, Balaenopteridae. Gene Ontology annotation, biological process: mitotic spindle organization; regulation of cytokinesis; protein phosphorylation. Gene Ontology annotation, molecular function: ATP binding; protein kinase activity. The record is from RefSeq and is a predicted model, not a curated record.
UUUAAAUGAAGUAACAGAGGCAGGUUCAGUCGUUUGCCAGUGGCCAGGGGGGUGGGCUGUGCCAUGGGCUCCAGUUCCCUCCCCCUUUCCCUCUAAGGAUCCAUAAGGAGCCUGUCUAUGCAUGGCCCUACGGCCAGCAGAUGGCUCAGUCUGGCCUCAACACCCUGCCCCAGAGAGUCCUCCGGAAGGAGCCUGUCACCCCAUCUGCACUUGUCCUCAUGAGCUGCUCCAAUGCCCAGCCCACAGUGCCCCUGUCCAGAAGGUGGUGGAGAACAGCAGUGGGACCCCCAGCUUCUCAAUCUGUUCCUUCCCAAUUGACGACUUUGAGAUUGGGCGUCCUCUGGGCAAAGGCAAGUUUGGAAAUGUGUACUGGGCUUGGGAGAAGAAAAGCCAUUUCAUCGUGGCACUCCAAGUCCUCUUCAAGUCUCAGAUAGAGAAGGAGGGUGCGGAGCACCAGCUGCGCAGGGAGACUGAAACCCAGGCCCAUCUGCAGCAUCCCAACAUCUUGCGUCUCUAUAGCUACUUCUAUGACCGGCAAAGGAUCUACUUGAUUCUGGAGUAUGCCUCCCAGUGGGAGCUCUAUAAGAACCUGCAGAAAAGCCGCACUUUUGACGAGAAGCGAACAGCCACGAUCAUGGAGGAGCUGGCAGAUGCUCUGAUAUACUGCCACGGGAAGAAGGUGAUUCACAGAGAUGUAAAGCCAGAGAAUCUGCUCUUGGGGCUCCAGGGAGAGCCGAAGAUUGCCGACUUCGGCUGGUCUGUGCACGCCCCCUCCCUGAGGAGGAAGACGAUGUGUGGCACUCUGGACUACAUGCCCCCAGAGAUGAUUGAGGGGCGCAUGCACAACGAGAAGGUGGAUCUGUGGUGCAUCAGAGUGCUCUGCUACGAGCUGCUGGUGGGAACGCCCCCCUUCAAGAGUGCUUCCCAAAACAAGACGCAACGGUGCAUCGUCAAGGUGGACCUGAGGUUCCCCCCUUCCAUGCCCGCAGGAGCCCAGGAGCUCAUCUCCAAGCUGCUCAAGCAUAACCUCUCAGAACGCCUACCGCUGGCCCAGGUCUCAGCCCACCCUUGGGUUCGGGCCCACUCUCGGAGGGUGCUGUUUCCCUCUGCCCUUCAGUCUGUCCCCUGAAUUGUCCCUGUCAUUUUCUCAGUUGUGUCUGUAUGUCUGCAUAUGUGUAGUUAGGAGGAGGGGAUCCUGGCCUGUUCCCACAUCUAU